Ascochyta rabiei is the source of this 870-nucleotide messenger RNA. RefSeq names its product Procollagen-proline 4-dioxygenase. Gene Ontology annotation, molecular function: L-ascorbic acid binding; procollagen-proline 4-dioxygenase activity; iron ion binding. Gene Ontology annotation, cellular component: endoplasmic reticulum. Gene Ontology annotation, biological process: peptidyl-proline hydroxylation to 4-hydroxy-L-proline. The transcript has a single exon. NCBI's taxonomy places the organism in Eukaryota, Fungi, Ascomycota, Dothideomycetes, Pleosporales, Didymellaceae. The coding region runs from base 1 to 870 and encodes 289 amino acids. The record is from RefSeq and is a predicted model, not a curated record.
AUGGGGAAAUCUGCCACCGAGGUCUACAAGAUGACAGCACUGUCUAUAGCGACUAGAAGCUUAGGUCGACUGCUCUCUUUGCUGGGAGUGGGUGCGCUUGCCGCCUACCUCUGGGCCCGCGGUUCAGAUCGCGUACCAUUCACCACAUGCCCUGCAAGGCUUCCAAAUCCCUCUGUCAAGAUCUUGAGCAUCGAUCCAUUGAUUACGCAUAUUACGGAUUUCGUAUCUCCCAGUGAGAGAGUCUACCUUAUGAGCCUUGGUAGCACACUACUCGUGCCAUCUACCACUCUAGAUGAUACCGGUAAACAAGUCUCGGGCAGUUCCUUUCGCACAUCAUCUACCGCCUUCCUUCCGUUCAGUGACCCUUGCGUGGAGCGCAUCCUGCACCGUGCCGCAGACUUUCAAGGCUUCAUGCGUACCGAGGACAUGAAUAUUCAGAUCACCGCCUACCAACCGGGCCAACAAUACAAGCACCAUUACGACUGGUUCUCCUAUCCACCUGGCACUAGCACUAAGAACACUAUUUCAACGUUUUUCGCAAUACUGCACGCCACUUGCAGUGACUGCGGUACAGAGUUUCCCUUCCUCAAUACAACCGCUCGCCCACAGUACGAUAAGCGAUGGUGCGAGGUCAUUGACUGCGACAAGCCAAUUCUUACGACGCGUAAUGUUGAGGGCAGCGCGCUGUUCUGGGUCAACUUGGACGCAGAAGGAAAUGGCAGACAUGAUACGCUUCAUGCAGGGCUGCCUGCAACCGGUGGUCAGAAGGUUGGGUUGAACAUCUGGACAGACUGCGAGGUGAGCGAGAUCUGGGACAGGGGCAUGUUUGGAGGAAGUCUGAAGCCGCCAGUUUUGAAGACAAAACCGUAG